This is a messenger RNA of Zychaea mexicana, 1266 nucleotides long. RefSeq names its product major facilitator superfamily domain-containing protein. The transcript is spliced from 6 exons. The record is from RefSeq and is a predicted model, not a curated record. Gene Ontology annotation, biological process: basic amino acid transport; transmembrane transport. The coding region runs from base 1 to 1266 and encodes 421 amino acids. Gene Ontology annotation, cellular component: fungal-type vacuole membrane. Gene Ontology annotation, molecular function: basic amino acid transmembrane transporter activity. Lineage: Eukaryota; Fungi; Mucoromycota; Mucoromycetes; Mucorales; Lichtheimiaceae.
AUGAAUCAAAUUAUUUUCAGUCGCGUAAUUGCUGGAUUUGGCGGCGGUGGAUUGCAGCUUAUGAGCAAUGUGGUCAUUCAAGAUUUGGUUGCUCCACAAAAACGCGGCCAAUACCAAUCUUAUGUCAGCAGCGUGCAAACGCUGGGUAUUGCACUCGGAUCGCCUUUGGGUGGAUUUAUUACAGAUACAUUUGGAUGGCGCUAUUGCUUUAAAUUAAACAUCCUUCCACUCAUUGGUAUUGGCUACUUUUAUGUUUUCCACUUUACCAAUUACAAUGUUGUUACGGAAAAGAAGACAGACGAUGGCGAUCAUGAAGUGAAUAAUAGGAAGAACAACAACAACGCAACGGUAGAACAUCUCCUCCUCUGGGAAAAACUUGGAUCAAUUGAUUUUCUUGGUGCAUUUAUUCUUGCAGUUGGCAAUCUCGCAUUUGCUAUCACUGUUUUGCUCGGUGGUAAUACCCGUGAAUGGACUGAUCCACUUAUCACCGCAACUAUGGUGACGACUAUCCUUUCAUUCAUACUGUUUGGAUUAUACCAGACCUAUUGGGCAAGAUCCCCACUGAUAUCUCGGACCUGUAUUGCCAAUCGAAACGUUGUGUUCUCGUCGCUAGCAUACUUUUUCAUUUGUAUGAGCAAUGGUUCCGUAGAUUCCACUGUUCCGCAAUUUUUCAUGGGUGUACUUGGUUUUUCCACUUCACAAUCGGGUUUAUGGACCAUGAUGAAUGCUUUGGCUGUACCUAUUGGAUGCUAUUGUGCUGGGAACUAUAUUCGCUACCAGGGCCGGUUCCUGUCCAUGGUGAUCCUUGGAUUUGGUUUUGGAUCGAGCUUAGUUUCUUUAUUAGUUGCAGUAACCAGCGAUGUCUCAUCAAAAGAUGUAGCAUCGGCCAUGUCAAUUAUGAUGCUCUUCCGAUCCAUGGGGCUGCUUUAUGGAACAGCCAUAGCAUCUUCGAUAAUACAAUGUAAUCUAAAAGUUCUUUUAGAGUCUCGAAUCAAUGGUCCUUCUGCUGAACAGUUGAUUCGCUUUAUCCGGACUUCAAUCCGAGAAGUUCACACGCUUUCUCCUCGAUUGCAACAGUUGGUGGCAAACGUUCUUGGGCAAUCGUUGCAAAAGGCAUACUUGUUUAUGGCGCUUUCAUGUAUGGUAGCGAUCUUACCAAUAUUGUAUCUGAGGGAUACGAAUCUGAAGAACGAGCAGCCAACGGCUCCAAACAACAAACGGAUAACAGUUGCUGCCGUUGUUGCCGUUACAAGCGAUUCAUCUUGA